Ooceraea biroi (clonal raider ant) is the source of this 1164-nucleotide messenger RNA. RefSeq names its product thioredoxin, mitochondrial. Lineage: Eukaryota; Metazoa; Arthropoda; Insecta; Hymenoptera; Formicidae. Gene Ontology annotation, cellular component: mitochondrion. The record is from RefSeq and is a predicted model, not a curated record. Gene Ontology annotation, biological process: cell redox homeostasis.
GUAGCGAGUUUGAAAAGGAGGAACGAUGUUGCGCAGUAUACGAACUUGCAUGCCGUCCGUGGUGAGACGCAUCUCGUUGUUCCGUCAGAAUAACAAGCGAUACGAAAUAAAUAACAAUAAUGACUUCGUGAACAAAGUGAUGAACGGCAGGGUGCCGGUUAUAGUCAAUUUCCACGCGGACUGGUGCGAUCCGUGUAAGAUACUGACACCAAAGCUAAUAGAGCUGAUAGAACCGAUGGACAAAGUAGAUCUAGCUAUAAUCGACGUGGAGGAGAAUCCGGAAUUGGUGCACGCCUUCGAGGUGAAAGCUGUGCCCGCAGUGAUAGCGAUCUCGAACGGCUUGGUCGUGGACAAGUUCAUUGGUCUAGUCAAUAACGAGAUGAUCGAGAGCUUAAUACAAAAGCUGACGCACGAAGGACCAAUAAGUACAGAAAGUAAGAACACCGAGUCGUAGUCGUAAACUGCUAAUUACCAAAUAUAUCGUAUUCGAUACACCUUUACGCUUCCAUUUUCUCUACUCUCGACUAACGUGCGCUUCAAUACUCGUAGAGAAAAUGUUAAUCACUUCAAAGUUACUUCGUCCGAGACUCAAGGCCUUUUUUUAUCUAAUCGUGCUGAGAUAAGCAUUGUAGAGCUGUAGAACUUAGACUCGUAUUUAUGUUAGAAAGCGGCAUGUAUAGCGCGAUAUAACUCGAGAUAUCGUUCUGCGAAGUACGUACGUACUAAUACUCGUAAAUCCGACUCGACUUUGGGUCAUAUUGCAUUGAGAUACUUUGUACUUAGAAAUUAUUAAUGCAGAGCUUAUCCAGCAGCCUACAUUCUCGACCAAGAACGUGCUAGAAAAUAGCGAGUUUAUCUUAAGAUGUCUUUAAAAGAUGUAACGAAAUUCUAUUGUAGAAAUUAUAAAUGUAUUCUAGAGAGAGAGAGAGAGAGAGAAAUAUUAUUAUAUAGUAACACCGUUAUACGGGAAUUGUAAGCUACAAACUAAUUGUGAUACACAUCUUUUUAGACAUGAAUUUUUUCAAUAUUCUCGAGAAUGACUUUAUCUUUACUUGAAAUUAACAUAUAUAUAUAUUAUAUGUGUAAGAAAAGACUAUAUCUUACUAAUCAGUCCGAUAACGAAUUAUUAUGUGCAAUGAUAAUAAAUUUUUUAGAUAAUUCGAA